Molecule: messenger RNA, 2397 nt
Organism: Hemiscyllium ocellatum (epaulette shark)
Lineage: Eukaryota; Metazoa; Chordata; Chondrichthyes; Orectolobiformes; Hemiscylliidae
Gene: gcm2
Product: glial cells missing transcription factor 2
Exons: 5
Coding region: 464-1936 (490 amino acids)
Biological process (GO): regulation of transcription by RNA polymerase II; gliogenesis
Cellular component (GO): nucleus
Molecular function (GO): RNA polymerase II cis-regulatory region sequence-specific DNA binding; DNA-binding transcription activator activity, RNA polymerase II-specific
Source: RefSeq, a predicted model, not a curated record
GCAGGUCAUCAACACGGUUCACCUGACAUGAAAGCUAGUGCUGGUGUUCAACUCCUACCCAACCGUGUCAAAGAGAGCGUGUAUCCUGUAUCAGCGCGAGGUUCUAGUGACUGUUCAGAUCGUCUUCAUUAAUCCAAGGUUUCAGAUGAAGAACUGCACAGCGGGGUGCGCUACAGCGAAACCUUCUACACUCCACACGGCAUCAAAUGGGAUUCAAAUGCCUACGUUUUGCCAAUUUCCGUGAACACGAGCACUUCCUGUCAAACUUUUUAAAAACUUUAUUUUCUCAUUCCGUGUUUAUUUUGCCACCGUUAAUCCCUACCCCCAGUAUCUCUGACGAUUGCUUCACCCUGCCGUUUAUUUUGUGCAGUACAUGAACCGGAGUGCGAGUGGAGUCCGGGGCCAGCCCAUGUCACCUUCAGUCGUUGAGUGGAGCUGAUUCCUGGCCCAGAGAGGAAAAAAAAUGUCCAAAGGGAGUCAGUACCAAGAUGCCGACUGUGUGUGUUCUUACGGGAUGAAAAUCACCUGGGACAUUAACGACCCCAAACUGCCCCAGGACAUAAAGCAGUUUGAUACGUUCCAGGAAUGGACAGAUGGCUAUGUGCGAUAUAUUUACACUGCAGAUGAUAAAAAUGCGCAGAGACACCUUAGCGGCUGGGCCAUGAGGAACACUAACAACCACAACUGCCAGAUCCUGAAAAAGUCCUGCCUUGGAGUGGUGAUCUGCGCCAGAAACUGCACCUUGCCUAAUGGCAGCAAAUUACAGCUCAGACCGGCUAUCUGUGACAAAGCUCGUCAAAAACAGCAGAAAAGAGUAUGUCCGAACUGCAACUCAGCACUGGAGCUGAUAUCUUGUCGAGGUCACAGUGGCUAUCCAGUCACAAACUUUUGGAGACUUGAUACCAAAGCCAUAUUUUUCCAGGCUAAAGGCGUCCAUGAUCAUCCAAGACCAGAGAGUAAAUCAGAAACAGAAGCAAGGAGAAGUGCUGUUAAGAGACAAAUGUCCUCUCCACACUUUUCACACAAGAAAAGGCAUAUGGAACCAGAGGCAAGUAGAUACCAUGACAGUGGUGGCCCCUUCAGCAGCCUUCACCACUUGCCUUGUAUGGAAGCUCCAGACAGAUUUGGCAUAAUAGCAGAAUCAAGCUUUCCUAUUCCAUCACAUCAUUAUUCACCAUUUCAAAAUUCGGAGCCUUUCAAGCCUGCUUAUGAUCCCAGCAGCGGUUUUGUGGAAACAACCUCCCCACUUCAGAAGGUCUCCAACCCAAGGAUUUAUGUUCCCCGAGGUUCCUGUGGCUAUGAUUUUACUGUGCCUGGUUAUAUGGGCUCCAACUCUUACUCCACCCUUUAUAAAGAUUCUGGUAACGUAGAGUCUGAAACUGACUCAGGAAAGAUGUGUGUGCAACUUAAUGGAUCCCAUCACGGUAUGGGCACCCUGAAUGUCCAUGAUCGAAACUUUGAUGGGCCAAGUAAACAUCAUGGGUGGAAGCAGAUAUUGAAAGGAGGAUAUGGAGAUAGGAAUGAGUGUAGCCAUAUCAUACCCAAUUCAAGUCAUUACUACAAUGGAGAAUACCCCUGCAGAUUGGGUGGCACUGGAUCAAACCCUCCGGCUUUACAAACGAUCAUAACUACAACUACAAAAGUUUCCUAUCAAACUUACAAACCCAUGACUAAGUUUGAUGACAAUAUUUGUGAUGCCAAAAAUCUUCCAAACUGCAAUCACUUAGCAGACAACAUAUCUCCUACCAUUUAUCCUGAGACAAAGUUCCAGGAAGAUAACAACAUGAUCAAAUCAGCCACACUCUAUCAACAGGAAGGGCCCUCUAAAACGGAGCGGACCGAAGGACUGGAAAGCUACAGAUAUGGAAGUUAUUCUGCAAAUUCCUACGCUAAUCGAUUAGCUCAUCCUUUCAGAUACGAUACUGGAGAAUACUGAAAAUGAACUCACCUUUUCUGACUUUAGGUGUCACUCUCAUGGUCCUUAAUUAUUUUUAAGUACACAAUAAUCCUUUGGAACUUUAAUCCAAUCAAGGUAUAGUUUGCAAGUGAUGUAGUGCCAUUGAAUAUUUCAUUAUCCUACAAAGGAAGCACCAAAAUGGAAACACAGGAAAAAGUUACAGUGCAUUCAAACUUGACUGAACAGUUAGAAAAUCUAUGGUCCACUUCCUCAAAACUUUCCUUUAGCUCAAGGACAGCUUGAAACAUGUUAUGUUCAGAUUUAAAACUGCAAUUCAGAGCACUAAAACUUCACAGAUUAAAAAUGAACAUUAUUUGUCUCCUGUACAUUUCUAUACUCAUGGUUCGUAAUCAGCACUUGUCAUUGCAAAAGUUUUAGUUUGUGUGUAGCUGAAUGUUUGGAUAAAAUAUGAUAAUAAACUUAUUAUACUUGAUGUUAAA